Cryptosporidium muris RN66 is the source of this 2826-nucleotide messenger RNA. Its product is annotated as protein kinase domain-containing protein. Bases 1 to 2826 code for a protein of 941 amino acids. Gene Ontology annotation, molecular function: protein kinase activity; ATP binding. The transcript has a single exon. Gene Ontology annotation, biological process: protein phosphorylation. NCBI's taxonomy places the organism in Eukaryota, Apicomplexa, Conoidasida, Eucoccidiorida, Cryptosporidiidae. The record is from RefSeq and is a predicted model, not a curated record.
AUGAGAUCGAGAAGUCGUUAUUCCUUCAGUAAUAAAACAGAGGGACUUAACAUAUUCACUGGUCAAAGUGGCGUACGGUAUAUAAUUUGCGAACAGUUAGGAACUGGAAGUGCAUCUACUGUAUUUCGUUGUUUCAAGUUAAAAGAACAUUUGGACAACCCUAUUGAACUAACAGAUGAAAAGUUUGCAGUUAAGGUUAUUGAUACUAAAUCUAUAUAUUUGGAUCCUAAUAGUGAAGAUAAGAAGAUGAGACUUCUUUCUGAGGCAAUGAUACUACAAAAGCUUAGGCAUCCCCAUAUUGUGAGUUUAGUAGAUUACGCAGAAUCAGGUGAUAAACUUUACUUAGUAAUGGAACUAAUAGAAGGUGGAGAAUUAUUUUACAAAAUUGUUGAAUGUGGUUCUUUAUCUGAAGAUAAUACAAGAUUUGUACUUAAACAAAUUAUAGAUGCACUAUACUAUAUGCAUAAUAAAGAUGUAAUACACAGAGAUCUAAAACCAGAAAAUAUUUUGAUAUACAAGACUUUACCAGGCCCAUAUUAUCAAAUAAAAGUUGCAGAUUUUGGUGUGGCAAAGUUUCUUAAACAUGGAUAUAUCCAAGCCAGAACAUUAGUUGGUACACCUCAGUAUUGGGCACCUGAAGUAUUAACUGCAGCCUCUUUUGGAGAUACAUAUGGGCCAGAAGUUGAUUUGUGGUCUUUAGGUGUACUAUUUUAUGUAAUGUUAGGUGGAGCUUUCCCCUUUGAUGAGAGAAAAGGACAUCUUGAAACCUUAAUUAGACAAGGUAACUAUCACUUUCGAUAUCCUCGCUUCCAGAAUGUAAGUAUCGAAGCUAAGAAUCUGAUUUGUAGACUUUUGACUGUUGAUCCAAAAGAACGUUUAACUUUAAAAGAGCUUAUGAAUAAUCCCUGGUUAUUAAAGGCUAAUCCAUCAGAACCAAUUAUUUCAACUCUUAACUUAGAUAAUUCGAAAAUUAAUGAACCUUCAAAUAUUUUAGAGUCAACUAAAAGUUAUAAUACACAUGCAACGGAUGUAGCAGAGUGUAUCACUAUAGCAGAUUCAUUAGGUAGUAAUGCAAUAGAUCCCUCAAGUUAUUUAAAUUUAGUUCAAGCAACUUCUAAUGGUAAGAUCAAUGAUUUAACAUCUGAAAAUAGUCAAAUUAUACCUUUUGUACCAAAAGUGGCUCCUCAAAGUGUAUCUCAUGCUAAAUUUCAUUUGGAAGGUGAGGCUUUGCCUCAAUCAACUACAUCUAACUCUUCUGAAAAUAUAAAUACACCAGGAAUAUCUUCAAAAACUUUAAUUACUCCUAGAACACCUAGUUUACCCUCUACAAUUAUGGAGAUCAAUGGACUUCUUGAUCUUCAAUUUAGUGUAGCUUAUAAGCUACAAGGAGUAUAUAUGGCAUUUAGACACAAUUCAACAAUAUGUAGAAUACUUCAACAACACAUUCAUAAAUGGAGAAUACUUCAACAACAAUCUUGUUUGGCUAUUGCACGAUUUAAACAAACAUGCGAAUCUGUUUUAGAUGAACUUCCUGAUUUUCUUUUAGCUGUGAAUAAUAAUGAGCCAAAACUGGCAAUUGCACUUCUAUCACAUGUUCGUCAAUGGGUAGCAACUACUGAAUCAGAUGUAGAAGAUAUACAAAAUGGUUAUAAUAAAUUUCUUUUAGAGCUAUCUGAGUUUGUUGAAUCUGUUAGGGAUAUGAAAAGAGUUUCAGAGACAUCUUUGGCUUUAGUAUAUAAAUCAUCUCAACAUGAAACACCUCAAACUAAUACGUUGAAAACAUGUGCAGAUGAUAGUCAAUCAUUAAUUACUGGAGACAAUGAAAAUAAUUCUGAGACAAAUCUUAUUAGUUUUAUCCCAGAUACAACGAUGUUUUUAGGAUAUAAUGUUGCACGAGAUAGAGUUCUAAGGCGUAUUGCUGAUUUGUUUUGUAAUUCUGAUCUAGAGACAAUCUUGGACCCUAUUUCUAACUGUACAGCUUCCAGGAUUCCAGAAUCAUCAAUUCCAUCAACAGCUGUACCAAAGAUAAUAUCAAGAUCAGAUUCCUCAAAUAAUAGUGUUGAAGAAUAUAAAGGUCACUCAAAUAAUAGCUUUUGUAUGUCUAACAAUGAUCAUGUGGGGUAUCAAGAAAUAAGCAAUGAUUACGAUGGAUAUUCUAGUUCUCAUAUAUCUUCUUUGUGGAAUAAUACACGAGAUUUACUACUUGAUUUCAUUUUUCUUCCUGUCAGUAUACGUCCAGUACCUCCUGGAAUUGAAUCUGUCCUUCAAGGUAGUUCUGACUCGGGAUGGUUUAAUUUAGUGAAUAAUUUAGGUAAUCAUCCUAUUAACGAUUCCUCGACAAGUCAAGACACAAAUAAAGUGGAUACAUCGGGGAUUUCUAGAAGAAGUUCUAAACAAUCAAGUUGUAUAGUUCAACAAGCACAAGGGCCUAAUUUGGAUGAGCAUGAAAUAACGGGGAACCAAUUAAAAGUAUCCUAUAUUUUAGUGCGCGUUCUAGCUCAACUCCGAAUGAUUGAAAAUGUAUUAGGACGAUGUGCUGCUUUUUGGGGAAAUAUGAAUAUUACAAUAGAAAAGAUUUUACAAUUACGUCAACAUGCUGAAAAGCUAUUAGGAUUUACAGAAAACCCUACUCUUAGAACUAGAUUUGAUGAGAGAGUUGCUAUUUAUCAAAAGUUUUGGCAAGAGUUACGUGAUAUUUGUGAAAAGUAUCUACAAUCUGCAGUUUCAAGGCAAACUCAAUUGGAGAACCAGGUUGCAGAAUUAAUGGAUACAGCAACUCGAGUUGACACUAUAAUUAGCCUUAGAGAUCCACAAUCUAAAAAAUAA